This is a messenger RNA of Leishmania braziliensis MHOM/BR/75/M2904, 3150 nucleotides long. RefSeq lists its product as hypothetical. The transcript has a single exon. The record is from RefSeq and is a predicted model, not a curated record. The coding region runs from base 1 to 3150 and encodes 1049 amino acids. Lineage: Eukaryota; Euglenozoa; Kinetoplastea; Trypanosomatida; Trypanosomatidae.
AUGUCAGCUGUCACGGACGCACAGCGAUGUGGGUUCCGGCUCGUGCUCACCUGUGUUUACCUUAUCGCGUUACUGGGCAUUUCACCCAGAUCCUCCCCGACGCUCGUGACGGCUGAAGACGUGCUGGCGCGUGACGAUUUUGUGCCACUACCCGAAGGCGCGCAGCAGGUGGAGUUGGACUUGGCUAUGCCAGUCCCUGUACCGGAAUAUCUGCAUUCUGUAGGUCCCUCAGACCCUCUCAAGGAGGCUGUUGUCGAAGUUUCGGUGGACAUCCCGCUUGGUGACGCUGUUUUUACCAAGCACGGAGUACCGGAGGUGCAACUGGGUCAUGAAGCUGCUGCCGCUGCUGCUGAAGAGCAAAAGGUGAUUGAUAUGACCAGGAUGUCUGAAGAGAUCCUCAACGUCGAAGAGGCGCGAAGGGCCGUGCAGGCGGAGCGAGAGGAGGAGGUAGUGAGGCAGACUGAAUGUGCCGGGCCAACGGCGGACAGACACUGCGAGGAAAAGGAGAGAACGGCAACGGAGGCCUGGAGCGCUGCAGAAGUGGACGCAUCACAGAAGGUACUAGAAAAGGUAAUUUCCUACAAAGUUGCAAUGGGGGAGGACUCCUUGCCAUCAGCAGCUCGUUCUCUGACUGAGGGAAACGAUCCAGAGCCUUUGGACAGUGGCGCUUUACAUGCAACCGACCACGUGCAAGAUACAGCAGUACACCAUAGUAGGCAAUCGCCGCUGCCGGUCGAUCCGCCGAUGGAGGCAGAGCCCUCACCUUCACCGGUUGCCACGACAACAGACACGAAUCCGUACACGGAAGAGAAGGUGAAUGCACCCAUGGUUGAGGAGAUCCAAAGAACGGAAGAGGUUCGGAUUGCUGUGGAGGUGCGGCAGGAGGAUAAGGCCCGUUACCCUGAGGAGAUGUACAGAAAGGCCGAGGAGUCAAAGUUGUUGGAGGAAACGAAAUCUGCCCAGCAAGUCCAAAAAGUGGAGCAAGUUCGCAUAAACGAAGAAGCGACUCGACAGGCUGAGGCUGCUCAACACGCCGAGGUCGCGACACAAGCUGAAGCAGCUUGGUCAGCAGAGGAGGUGACUCGUCAGACUGAAGCGGCAAGGCAAGUCGAGGAGGUGGCUAGGAGCGCAGAGGAGGCGCUAGAGCGCGCAGCGGGGGAAGGGGCUCUCCAAGCUGAGGAAGCACCAAAGGCUGCGGAGGAAAGGCGUGCAGAGGAGGGGCGGAAGGCGGAUGAGGAGAGACUGACUGAGGAGGCGAGGCAAGCGGAGGAACAUCUCAAGGCCAAAGAGGCUCGUCUAGCCCAAGAGGCACAACGCGCGGAGGAGACCCGACUAGCUGAGGAGGCUCGCCUCGCAGAGGCAAGGCGACUGGAUGCAGAAGCGCAAAAGUCCGAGGAGGAAGCCCGACGUGCAGAGACGAUGAGAAGGGCGGAGGAGAGGAGGGCAGAGGAGAAGCUCAAGGGUUAUGCGGUAGCUGAGAGUGCCGCGCAACUCAGAAAAGAGACAGCAGGGGCCCAAGAGCGGCUGACUGCAGAGCGGAAGGAGGUGCUUACCAAAAUAGACGAGGAAAGGGCACGGUUUCAGGCAGCCACAGCCGACCUCACGAAACAGCAGGAGCAGGAGAAGUCGUCUGCGGCACAGCACGCCAAGGUCAUCGUCGCUGAACUACAGACGUCCAUGGGAAAGAGGCUCGAGGCCCUCCAGCAAGAUCUCUUAACUCUGAGACGUGCCUCGGUGACACUUCAGAGCAGGGUAAGUGCGCUCUUAGAGAGUAAUAAACCACUUGCACAGGUGCAGGAAGACGUCCAGGUGUUGGAUGAAGAGGUGAGGAAAGCUGCUGAGACGUUUGAUAACAUUCGUGGGGCAGCAGACUCGCUCACAGACACGGCGCGUGCGGCUGUGGGGAGUCAGAGCGACGCCUCUGCUGCUACCUCGGAGAAGAUAACGUUACUAACGGAGCAGAAGAGGGCACUCGAGACUGCCCGUGACGCUGCGAUUCAGGAGCUCCUGGGGCGCUUGCAGACCCUCGACGUGCAGUUGUCAGAGGUGGCGAAGCAGACAGGGACGCAAGAGGCGGCGGUUGCAGAGCCUUCCAAGACUUCUGAGAGCGCGGCCAUUACUCCUCGGUGGCCUGUUGCACCUCCAACAGCGGAAACAUCGCAGGAGGCAGCAUCACCACCAUCCGAGUCCCCUCGGCCAGAAGAAACUGCCAAACCUGCUUCAGCUCUCUUCGCACCCCUAGCAGAGCCACGGACGAACCCGCCCAAGGACACAGAGAAAAGCCGCGGCGGAUACCGCUGCAAGCUGAUCGAAACGCUGGGGAAGUGGGCCGAGGAAAAAGGAUACAACAAAAGCAGUUACGAAGUCCACCCCCACGAGGACGGUGCACCGUACCAGAUGAAGGGCUACAUGCAGAUCGUUGGCACAGUGGUGGUGAUCACUAUCGCCGCAAGCAUACAGACCCUCCGCUGGUGCCGCAGCGGGGGUCGCGAGGAAGAGAAGGAUGGGGAGUCCCCCAAGACUGUGACCUCAGAACUUCAAUCAACAGAGACGUCCUCGGCACUACAACCGAAACCGCUCUCUCAGAGCGGCGGACCGUCGCCACAGGGGCUGCAGACAUCUCCGCCAUCUAUAUCCAUACCUCGUGGGACCAACGUAGCACUCGACCGAGGUGAUAGGGAGUCGUCGAGUCACUGGGAAGGCGGCAGCGCUUCGCUGUCGUCGCAGCGCGGUACACCAUCCGCGGUUUCCGAGCAGGUGCGCUUGUCUCUCGGUGAGGGCCGCACUGUUUCGCGGAUACCCAUGCGACGCAACCACCUUGACGCCUUUCCGCCCGGUACCCCGGUAUCGGGAAUCUCUGGAGCCACUUUGGGACCUCCAUGUGGAGGCUCGCCUCUUGACACUGCGCGCGCGCCGCCACUCUCGAGUGCAGCGUCCCCAUUUACGGUGCCUCGAAGAGAAGCUCUGGGCGUCUCUUCCAGUUCCAAGCAGUGGCCGCGACCACUGGCUGGUGGACCGCUUGGUGGACCACCAUCAUCACCACUGUCCAGUCACCUGCCCGUAGCGGGAACAUCACCGCAGAUGCAACGCCGCCAAAACGAUGGUGAUGAGUUUGACCUGCACAACCCCUUUCUCUCGCGCUGGUUGUAG